AUGCGAGAGCAAGUACUUUGUACCGCCCUGCCAGCCUGCCUGGGCUGGGCUGGCCGGCCUUAUCUGGCGUGGGGCGUCCAGCUGCACCCGCCGGAACGACUCGCGACCGCUGAUUGGCCCGCUGAUCUCGCGCAUCUCCUUGCACCAAAAAAAAGCCAAGCAGCCCAUCACGAGACCUCAAGGCGCCGUUACGGACGCCGACUCAACGACCAUGCCUCGAAUACCGCGGACGGGGACCCUGGCGCCCCUGAGACUGGCGGCUGCGCCUCCGUUUUCCUCGACGAGACCGUGCUUCGCCGCCUCUCGUGCCGUUUCCACCACGUGCGCUACCCGAGCCGACAGCUCAAGCUGGAGACCGAACACGUGUCCAACUUGCCUGACGAGGCGCUCGAGCCGCAGCCGCAGUCGCAGCCGCAGCCGCAACCCGAGGAGACUACCUCCGCUGCGUGGGAAACGCGCCUCGUCCUGCCGCCGAAGCGAACCGAGGCCCUGGUAGAAAAGGAGGUCAAGGCAUCGGAUCCGACCUACGUGCCAGCGACAGACAUUGAGGGCCUCGAGGAGAUCCCCGCUCUCAAGAAUUGGUGGGAUCUGCCGGGGCACUGGGGUGAGGAAAGCGAAUUUAGGGGAUUUGGCGGCGUGGAAAAGGUGACGGCGAGUGCAAUGGUCGAGAUCUACCUGAGAGAGGCUGUUGUCGAGACCCUAGUCCUGAAGCAUACGGGGAAGCUCCAGCGAUCGGCUGGGCGUACGUGGUACCAGGGCGACACGAGGGCACUCCGCCGAGCACUGGCUAUCGGGAUCCAGGUCAGGUCGGGCAAGUUGUGGCUCAAGGGGGAUGUCGACUCGCUAUCGAAGAUGAUAGACCCGUGCGAGGAAGAAGCCGAGACACCCGUCGAGGAAGAAGCCAAAUCACUCGUCGAGGACCAAGUCAAAGCACCCGUCGAGGGGGAAGCGGAAUCACCAUUGCCCGUUGAGGCUAUAGCAGAAUCACCGCCGCCUGAGAUGGUGUCACUCGAGGAGGCGAGGCAAAUGAUCGAGAAAUGGGGCCUGGGCUGGAAGAACAUCAUCCUGGACGACCAGUUCAAAUUUGCGCUGCGAAAACGUCUCUACCAGCUCACGGGCAUUCACAUCCCCGACUCUAGGCUCGGCGCCGUCAACACGGUGCAAGACAUGCUCGUCUUCGCCACCCGAGACCCGAGGCCGCCCAAGCUCGCCGAUGCCCUUCACCGACAAAGGAACCUGCAGCGGCUGCGCAACGUCACGGUGCACAGUCGCAGGGUUGGGCCCAUCGACAAGGAAACAGCGAUUGGCCGCUGGAAGGUGAUUGAAGAGGAGCUCAAGAAGCGCGACCUGCCCGUCAGGGGGACUAUGGGUCUGUCGGGGAACAAGGAGAAGGACUGGCUGACGGGCAAGCUCUGA
Molecule: messenger RNA, 1416 nt
Organism: Hirsutella rhossiliensis
Lineage: Eukaryota; Fungi; Ascomycota; Sordariomycetes; Hypocreales; Ophiocordycipitaceae
Product: ribosomal subunit 39S domain-containing protein
Exons: 3
Coding region: 1-1416 (471 amino acids)
Cellular component (GO): mitochondrion
Source: RefSeq, a predicted model, not a curated record